Syngnathoides biaculeatus (alligator pipefish) is the source of this 1395-nucleotide messenger RNA. RefSeq names its product iron-sulfur cluster assembly factor IBA57 (gene iba57). Gene Ontology annotation, molecular function: protein binding. The record is from RefSeq and is a predicted model, not a curated record. Gene Ontology annotation, cellular component: mitochondrial matrix. The coding region runs from base 138 to 1244 and encodes 368 amino acids. Lineage: Eukaryota; Metazoa; Chordata; Actinopteri; Syngnathiformes; Syngnathidae. The transcript is spliced from 3 exons.
UAUGGAGCAAAGAAUUGUGGGUAUCCAAAAUGGCGACCUCCUUAGUGUCCUGUAAUACGCCGCUGCCAACUUCUCUUAUUUAAGUGCACUUUCGCCCGUUUUUCCCCACACAGUAAUCCAUCUCGGAGGUGUUUAUCAUGAAGCUGUCUGGUAUCGUGAGGCGGGCGCUCACCUCCGGUGGUCCCCUCGGUGUCUUCGCCAGCAAAAGCGCCGGCGCCAGCUUCAACUUUCCGGCCAGAACAGGAAUGAGGCUGACGAGGUUCAGCCAGGCGGCGCUCGAGGAGCCGGCCCCGCCGGGCGAGCUAGCGUGCUACCGCCUGGUCCACAGGGCGCUUUUGCGGGUCCAGGGAGCCGAAACCGGCUCCUUCCUUCAGGGGCUGGUUACCAACGACGUGCGGGAACUGGAGGAGGACGGUGGCCCCGGGGCCGUGUACGCGCAUUUCCUCAACGUCCAGGGGAGAACGCUUUAUGACGUCAUAUUGUACAGUCAUAAGGAAGCGGCAACAGGAAGUGGGGUCCUCCUGGAGUGCGACAGCGCCGUGACGGACUCGCUCUUGAGACACCUGAAAGUCUACAAGAUCCGCAGGAAGAUCGACGUCAACCCGUGUCCCGAGCUGUCGGCGUGGGCCGUGCUCCCCCUGCAACGGAACCACGGCCGACGUUUCAGCAAACCCGACCUCUCCUUGCCGGAGAAGGCCGCGGCGUGGGAAUCGGACCCGCGGACGCACUGCAUGGGCUGGCGGUUGGUGCUGGGUAGUCAGACGGACCCCUUGGAGGUCAUUGGGUCAUGUCGGAAAGGGGACGCAGAGGAGUACCACCGGCAUCGCUAUUCCAUAGGACUUCCAGAGGGGGUGAAAGACCUCCCUCCAGGAGUGGCGCUGCCGCUGGAGUCCAACCUCGUCUACAUGCAAGGCAUCAGCUUCAGCAAGGGCUGCUACAUCGGCCAGGAGCUGACAGCCAGGACUCAUCACACCGGCGUGAUCCGCAAGCGCCUCAUGCCCGUGCGUUCGUCGGCCCCCGUCCAAGACCUGGAGGAGGGCGCCGCGCUGCAGACGGGGUCGGGCAAGCCGGCCGGGAAGCACCGCGCGGGGCUGGGAAAUCUGGGCCUGGGCCUGAUCCGCCUGGCUCACGCCAACGAGGCGCUCACGGUCAAAUCCGCCGACGACACCCUAAUGACGCUGGAGGCCUCUGUCCCGGACUGGUGGCCCGAAGAGGGACAGCGCGACCCGGGAGCAUCCGUGUGACUUACGCGAACGCCGCUGACACGUUUGAAACGGCCGCGAGCGACGUUACUGUCACAACUUGAACGUGUUUAUUAUUUCAAGGGCAAACAAUGAGAUUGACACGCGCGCUUCACGGCCACAAAAAAAAUCACGUCGAAGAAGGUCUUCUCUU